This is a messenger RNA of Opisthorchis viverrini, 384 nucleotides long. RefSeq lists its product as hypothetical. The transcript is spliced from 3 exons. Lineage: Eukaryota; Metazoa; Platyhelminthes; Trematoda; Opisthorchiida; Opisthorchiidae. The record is from RefSeq and is a predicted model, not a curated record. The annotation marks the transcript as partial.
AUGGAUCUCAAACGUGAAACCCAUCUGAUCGUGUUUGUCCGACUUUGUCAAACAUUUCAAUUUACUCAGCUGGUCUACCAAGUCAAGGUCACAACGUUGGCAAUGCUGUUGCCUAUCGUGCUUUUACAUGAAGGUCCAACGGAUCCGUUGGCGUUACGAAGUAGCGAACUGUUCACUUUGCUGAGCUAUCUGAAUGCUUUGUUUCUUUCGCUCACACUGUUCCUUCCAAUGUGCAUUCAAUAUCUGUUCGACACUAAAGUCAGCUGUGAACGCAUACAGAGCUUCCUGAUGAUCCCCGAACUUCAGGAUGAUAGGCAACCCGCCGUGAUCGACACAGAGGAACCACACAUUUAUAUGGACAACGUCUCGGCACGUUGGUUUGAC